AUGGUACAGUCCGAGUGGGCGGGGCGGGAGGGGCGGCGGGGGCUGCGCAUGCGCGGUGAGGGCGGCUCGGCCGAGUCGUACACCAGCCGCCCGUCGGACUCGGACGUGUCGCUGGAGGAGGACCGCGAGGCGCUGCGCAGGGAGGCCGAGCGCCAGGCCAUGGCCCAGCUGGAGAAAGCCAAGACCAAGGCGGUGGCGUUCGCCGUGCGCACCAACGUGGGUUACCGCGCCGCGGCCGCCGACGAGGCGCCCGUGCCCGGCCUGGCCGUCAGCUUCGAGCCCCGCGACUUCCUGCACAUCAAGGAGAAGUACAACAACGACUGGUGGAUCGGGCGGCUGGUGAAGGAGGGCUGCGAGGUGGGCUUCAUCCCCAGCCCCGUCAAGCUGGAGCAGAUGCGGCUGCUGCAGGAGCAGAGGAUGAGGCAGAACCGCCUGAGCUCCAGCAAAUCGGGCGAUGCCUCCACCUGCAGCCUGGGCGAGGCGGCGCCGCGCCGGCCCACGCCCCCCGCCAGCGGCUUUUCCUUUGGCCCCGAUGAGUUAGAGGAGGAGGAGGAGGAGGAGGAGGAGGAGGAGGAGGAGGAGGAGGAGGAGGCUCUGGAGAGGCAGCAGCGCUCCCCCAAAAGUAGCGUCAGCAGCGUCACCACCCCCCCCGCGCACGGCCGGCGCAUCCCUUUCUUUAGGAAGGUGACGGACAUGAUGCAGAAGGCGCUGUUCGACUUCCUGAAGCACCGCUUCGACGGGCGGAUCUCCAUCACGCGUGUCACGGCCGACAUCUCGCUGGCCAAGCGCUCCGUGCUCAACAACCCCAGCAAGCACCCGCUCAUGGAGCGUGCCAGCGCCCGCUGCAGCCUGGGUACGUUGGUGGCCCUGGACGCCGACACCAUCAACCACCCGGCCCAGCUGGCCAAGACCUCGCUGGCGCCCAUCAUCGUCUACAUCAAGAUCACCUCCCCCAAGGUGCUGCAGCGGCUGGUGAAGUCCCGGGGGAAGUCGCAGGCCAAGCACCUCAACGUGCAGAUGGUGGCCUCGGACAAGCUGGCACAGUGCCCGCCUGUGAUGUUCGACAUCGUGCUGGACGAGAACCAGCUGGAGGAGGCCUGCGAGCACCUGGCCGAGUACCUGGAGGCGUACUGGAAGGCCACGCACCCGGCCAGCAGCACGCCGCCCAACCCGCUGCUGAGCCGCACCAUGGCCACGGCGGCACUGGCCGCCAGCCCCGCGCCCGUCUCCAACCUCCAGGCUCCGCACCCGGCGGACUCGGGGGGCCGCGGGCAGGGCAGGGUCCCCCCGCCGCCCUCCCGCCCGGCUCCCCGCAGCCUGCCCCGCCAGGACACCUUCGAGGCUGCGGGCAGCCGGGAUGCGGCGCCCACGGAGCCCGGCGAUUCCUGCUGCGUGGACGUCGAGAUGGAGCCCGUGGAGGAGGAGCCGCCCGGCGCCGCCCCGCAGCCGCCGCCCGCUGCCCGGGACGGGCCCGGGGUCGCUCGGGGGCUGCGGGGCCGAGCCAAGGGCGAGGAGCCGCUGGCUCGCAGCGAUGGCGAGGGCUGGGGUCGCGACGUUUACACCCGUUAAAACCAGGGGGUGCGGGCAGGGGGCUCCCCCCUUCCCCAGCGUUGGUUUUGGGGGGCGGGACAGCCCCGCUGGUUGCCUUUGUGCCCCCCCUGAGCCCGGCCAGCCGUGCCCUGGGGGCUCC
Molecule: messenger RNA, 1690 nt
Organism: Lonchura striata (white-rumped munia)
Lineage: Eukaryota; Metazoa; Chordata; Aves; Passeriformes; Estrildidae
Source: RefSeq, a predicted model, not a curated record